AAGCAAUCUUAGCUUUUCACGUUUCCGCCUUUAGAACGUCGAGUCGCAUAACCGUGUUCGAAACUAUGCUAACGAGAAUUUUGCCGCCCGAUAGAACCACUGUUUUCGCUGUCUAAAAUAGAGACAUGGAUAGAUCGCCCGAAAAAUCGGCCCUUUUAUCGACAAAAGUACAAAGUUUGGAAGCGAAGACGGCCAACCCUCGUCAACAAUUCGCCCAUGAGGCUGUAACAACAAACCCGAUCUUCCGCCAACUCAAAGCUUUUUCUUCACAAUCUACGCUGGAAAAUGGUUCCAAUUCAGCAGGCUUUCCUUCACCAGAAGUGGGCAUCGCGAGAAAUUCGGAGUUUAUCUCUCCCUUACAAGCGCAAUAUUAUCCACCAACCGUGCCGAGUGCAGGUAAGUUCUCACAGUUUUCUUCGCUUGUUCAAUUAUUUAUUGUGCCAGUUCGCGCAAAACCGUGGGCAAUCAAUGGCUUUGACGAUUUUUUCGUCAAAUAACACGUGGGAUUUAAAUUCACCCUUCGUACUAGCGUUUUUCCAGGAUAUUUCGUGCUCGUUCGUAGGGGCGAAAAUUAAGAUAUUUCUUCGGGACUGAAUCAACGUAAUCGAGUCUGAACAUUGUACCACGGUUUGGUGGUUCGACUGAUAUUAGCUGAAUUGCCAAGUAGGCACAAAUAACAUUGCCAAGUUUAGGUUUUCGGAAUCACAAAGCUAGUGGGUAUACAGUAUUUGUUAGCAACUUGCAUUUUUGCGACGAUCUGUGUGCCUUUGCUUGUCGCAAAACGAAAUGAUCAUGUGGAAUCUGGACUCAGACUAUCUGUAUUCGAUCAUGUUACGUACUUCGCAGCUAAUAGGGGUAGAGUAGUCUUGUCCGCGUGAGCUAUACGUGACUAGGUGCUGUCUUAAGUUAGAUCGGUAAAAUCGACUGUUUUAGCACCGCAAUUACGCUUUAUAGUAGCAGAUUUGUUAUCCCAGCUGAAAGGAAAAUUUUUCCUUUUGUUGUAUCGAACUAAACCGUGUGGUGUUUUUGAGGUAGAUUCGUUUUAUUUGCUAGGAAGGACAGACAAUAAUGCCAAGUCAUAGUUUUGAAAGACCCUUUCUUUCGUAUUACAGGGCUCAAAAUAUUCAAAACUUCUACAGUAGGCGCACAAGCCAUAUUCGUGUAUUUAAUAAUCCCAUCAAAAUCGGCGCUGUUUAUCAUGCGCUCGGCCGCGUCAAGUAUUUUAGUGAUAUUCAUCACGGCAUACUCUCUGUUCGUCAUUGCAUCAUCGGGAUUUUCUUAUCGUUUUCGACUUUUUUCAAGCGUAGGCGAGAAGAAAAACAAACCGAAUACUGUCAUGACAUCGCUUAGACAGCGCGCGAUCGCUAGAAAUUGUGAAGUCGAACGGUUAUCGUUGACUCUAAUACGGCGGCUAGUCUUUUUAAAUUCACUUCCUCUAGGCGUCAACGAGAAUGAGUUGAAACGAUCUUGGAAAGCAACGGAUGGCUUGAAUCUCCGUGCAGCUGAGUAGGCCAGUGUUUGCUAACAACGGGAAAAUUAUUUAGAUUUGAAGUUUUCCGACGAAGUGUAAGCAGUCGCUUUUCAAGAAUUUUGCCUUCCGCGAACAUAACAAGACGCCAACACGCGAUCUCACUAUAUUUGCGCGUGAUUAUGUCUUCGAUAUUCAGCUCUUUUACUUGAGUUGUAAUUUGCAGCAUUGUUUGUCCCUGAAAAACCUACCAGUUUACUUAUUUUAUUCUGUGUUAUACUGCUUUUAUGACUAUUUUGUCACCAACAUACUGGUGUUUGAUUUUUGGUCAAUGGUCUUCUUCAGUCAUGUUUUGUCCGUGACUUCUCCGUGAGCGCUCGUGGAGAACAGCGAGUUUUCAUUUACGUUAAAGAAGCCUCCCUGUUUCUUGAUCGAUUUGAAUCAGUUAAGUCGACAAUUCUAUGUCAAUUGCCUUUAUUCGCAGAAAAUGAGUUAAGAACUCGAUUUUCUAGUAAAUUCCAUGUUCUGUUGCGAUGUACAAUAGUUCCAACUCUGCGAACAAUAUGAGAUUAUUCCAACGCCUGUUAUCUUUCACUUUGUUAAGCUUGGAAAUGUUUCGAUUCUAGUUUAAAAGCUUAAAAGAGAAAAUAGCGCGUUGUGGAAAAUAUUAAUUGAUCGGUGCAAAAAACCGAAAAAAUAAACAGCAGGGUAUAUGUAUGCCGCGAGGGGUGAGCGGAUAAGCUCAUAAUUCUCACUGAUGGUAGAGAGCUCGUGUAUCAAAGUAAAUCUAUUUUCGCGAGCGCAGGAUGUUUCAUUGAUAUUUUUUCUACCGUCUUAAUGAUCCGCUUCUUCUUCUGCAUUGAAUCAGAAACUGUGUUCACAAUUAAACGAACUCAAACGAGCGGACUAGAAAUCGAAAAUAGGCGCUUUUUAUUUGCGUUCCAAUAAUUGUUCGUUAAUAGGUCUGUUGAAAUUUUUCGAUCAAAACGUGCCAAGUACUUCUGUUAGAAUUUUGAAAUAUAGGAACACAGCUUCUAAGGAAAGUUCUUACUGAGGGCAGAUAUUUAGCAAUACGUCGCGUAGUCAAACAUGACACGAUUUUAGUGUCUGUAAUUGAAAACCUGGGCAUAUUCAAUUUAGCCCUAUAACCAUAACAAAUACCAGACGUUGUAGAGUUGACAUCCGGCAGCAUUCGUUCGCGGCUGAUCAACCUUUGUCUAGGAAAAAAAAUUUUCUGAGUAAUUCUGAAAGAAGGAAGGAAAACUGGCCAUAAUGGCUUUGUGUCUAUUUGGGAGCCGAGUGGGAGAGGCUAAGAAAACAAAGAGAACGAGUUGUUGCGAGUCGUACGUAACUGCGAUGCAAAGAUGGUUCUGACUGCCUUUGUUGAUCCCUGUCCUCCUGAUAUUGUAAUGCAUAUCAGACCCGCACGCAUGCUUGACUAGAAGCGCUUUUUGUUACGUGUUCCAAAUAUAAAUAGACUUUAUUCCUAUUGGAAUGCAAAUUUGAGCUCUCAACCAGGUUUUAAGUUUUCUUCAUCACGUUUACUUCAAUUUGAAUCGUUGUUUGUACAUACAAAAUUCCUCUUGGGUAGGCAGUUUGAAAACCUUCAGUUUCUGAAUACUCGAGAGCGCUUUGAACUCUAGACAUUUUCAAACAUGAUAACGAUUUCGCUUGAAUUCGCUGAUAAGACAAUAUGUAGCUGAAAGGGGUGGUUACGUCACCUUUAGUAGCGUCGUUUUGAGAUUUCUCUUAAAUUUGCGAGUUUCUUUACUUUUCACGUGCUAAACCCACGCUUUACAUUAGGAUUUAUGCAGCGUGGUGUUUCAUAAUGCAUGAUGUGUUAUUAAUCGUAUAUAAACCACUGUCCAUGAGGAAAAUCGUUAUCUUAUACCACUCUCAAGACAAAAAUAACUGAAUCAGUUUACUUCAGUUUUAAACAAGAUUCUUUUGUUGCGCGAGAUAGUUUGGAAGCCAUUUGUGUAGUUGCAGAAAGUGAAAAAUAACAAAACACUUUACAGUGAAACUUUUUCAGCAUAGCGUUUGUUUCACUCAUGCGGAACAUAACGAAAGUGAAAUGCACAUGGUUUAGGGUUCGUUUACACUUCGUUUUCUAAGCGCCGCGACGCAUCAAACUUCCGCUUAAGUGUCCAUUGAUUUAUUUAUGUACUUAAAUUUAUUUCGGUAAAUAUUUAGUGUAUAGUUGUUGCUAAGAAGUGAGCAACUAUAUUUAAAAGUGUUAAUUUUGAAAAACUAAUUGACUCUUUGAAGGAAAGGUGUUUCAUUUUCUUCAAAUGAAGAGAUGAAUCCGCCUGUUGGUGUGUUUCAAUCAGUUAGUAUUUUUUCUGUGUUUCAGUUUCCUUCUUCAAUUUAAAUUCAGUCCGGAUCAGUAUUAGAUUAUGUCCUGGUGGUUUACAAAUGUUGAGUUAAUUUCCUUUCAGGAGCAAUCAUUUCCACGAAAAAAAAAAGUUUUCUAAAAUGCUUAUUCGGAUUUGCAAGGCAACUUUCAUCGCUGCAAUUAAUAACGAUGAACAUUUUCCAAUUGUUCAGUAAUUCGUUAGUUUUUGUCGUGUGAUGGAAAUUUUGUCAGUCAAAAGUACUUUGAAUUUUAGUUUUCACUUUCAUCGUGUCGCAUCCAUGUUUUAGGACCGAAAUAACCUGUUUCUACUGUCUUCCGGUUCCAGAAUCUGACAUUUUCGUGGCAAUGUGGGGAAACAAUGCGAAAUCGAAAGAAAGAUGUCCUAACGUCUCCUUUAUCAACAUUUGCUUGAAUUGUUUUUUUUUUUUUUUCACUUUGACGAGUUUUGUUAAUUAAACAUUUUUUUAACGUAGCAGAAGUUUAGAGUUUUCAGAUUCGGUAAUCCUCCUUUGUCAAAUAACUAACGAAUCUUUUUUUUUUUUUGCGUAUCUGUUUUUAUAUCCGACAGAAGUGUAUUUGUAUGCGUAAAAAAGGAAAAACAUUGCUGUUUCCGUUGCAUAUCAGAUAUUUGCAUCUAACCAGGAAAAUUUUCACACUUCUUUAAAAUUUUGAUGUCGCAGCUCCGAUAUCGCAGCUUUGAAUAUGCACAGUACAAGAAAUGUUCGGGAUGUUUGUUAUUCUUUUGUCUACAUAGGAUGCAAACGCAAACAAAUUUAACUGACUCAAACUCCAUUCGAUCUUCCAAAAGGCAGAGAGAAAAGUAAAUUAGGGCUUACGAAAUAAACAAAUGCUUGAUCAUGACGGGUAAAGGUCCGAACUUUUUUCGAGGAACUUUUAAUAGCUGGUUUCAUUAGGUGUUAAUCGAGAAGAAAGUAUUUUCUAUUUUUCUCGCCGACUUUUGUGAUCUAUUGACAACAAACUACAGGUACCUCGGCGCCAAUUACGUCGAAAAUGUGUUCAAUUUACAUGCAAAAGAUGAUCGAUGUUUUUUUUUUCUGAAGCAUCGCGUGCUUUUGUGACCGCUUGUAUGUUUUCCCCGCGAGAGAGAGCGUUCUGAUAUUUCAAGUAUUCCUCAAAAAAGGUCGCAAAUAUUGCGCGACUGCCAAAAAUUUCGAACGUGCGAAUCUUGUUUACAAUCCACAAUGGAGCAAAGAGUACCACUGCGAUCGAUUUGAAUAAGAGAAGAGAUUACCAUAAUAAUUGUCAAACAACCUUAGUUCGCCCCCGCUUCGUACACGUUUCACACUUUUUCACACAGUUUAUUUUCGAAAUAUUUCUGUGCAUAACACAAGCGGGUCUUUUGUGCGUUUUUUCGUAAGAGAAAUUGUCUCCGAUGUGACCGUAAAUCGCCGAAUUUUGGCAAUAUAAGCUCUUAUGUUUCUCUGAGAACGUCUUUCAAGGCAUAACGUACCAAGCAACACUGUCUCGACACAAAAGUUCAAGCACUUAAGAUUGCAAGUUUCGACGCGCGGUAUAAACGUUGAACUGAAAAGGUAUGUUUCUCGCAGUUGUUUUGGUAACAGCGAAAUCACUUUCGUGAAUAGCCUUUUCAAGAAACAUUCCGACCCAUUUGCGAAAGGAGUUGGUGAAUCAAUAAUUUUCAAUGUACAGUUUCUCGAAGAAAGGUAGAGGUCUUAACGAGGAAACGCUGGCGCGGAAGUUUGUAGAUGUAUUUAAGGAGAACUGCUUAUUUUCCCACAGUUAAGAUUUUUAAUUACAAAAUUGUUCACUUUUUGUACCAAGUAGAGUGACCAGAUACAAAAAUAUUGAAAUAAUAUUCAGUGUAUUAAGCCUUUAAAACCGUAAACUUCGAAUUUUGGACGGACUUUGUGGAAAGGCUGGAGAUUCUUCAGUUCACGGUAAGAUGUUGACCAAAUUUGACGCGUUCUGUCUCAUCUUGUUUAGCUCUGAAUUCGUGAAAAAGGUAUUGAAUUUCGACUUUCAUCAGCCAUAAUUGUGUUCUGUUCUGUUUUUUUUUUUUUUGUUUGAACUCGUGAUAUUGAUUUUUGCAGUUGAUCGACCUCGCAAAUUGAUUGAAUUUAUCAUUUGAAAUUUUCACUUCUUUCCGAUUUCAGUUUCCACGAUCUUAAAAGCUGUGCCGACGUUUUGUACCCGCGAGUCUACGAUAAUGUUUUAUGACAAUAGUUUUUUUUGCAGGUUCCUAAUGAUGAAUCUGAGAUUUUCCGAGUCUUUUUGGCGAGCUGCACUAAAAAUGAUUGCGUUUACUCGACUGAAAUUUUUAGCUUGUCCAAAGUCGCUUCCAGAACUGCUCUUUCGUAACUGAGACUGUUAGUCGUUGUAGUUCUGUUUGGUACGAUAUAUUAUAUUAUAUUAUGUUAUAAUCAGGUUUACCGUGAAAAAAAAGAGAGAUGAAAAAAAUAACAGCAAGGGGGACUUGAAUUACUUUGAAAAUAACUUAAAAGUUUGUUGUAAAGCAAGUCUUGCAGUGCAUUGCGGUGAAGCGCUUUUCCUUCGCAAAUUCAGAACUUUUGUUUAUUUAAAUUUCUUGUAACCUAUGGUUUCUACGUCGGUUGAUUCACGGCGAUAUUUUAACCAUCGUGGCAAAUUAAUUCGGCGAAAUAUUGUCGACUUCAUUUUGUUGUUCGAUACACAACGUGAAAGGAAACACAAAUUUAUGUUAUUGAAGAGAUAACAAAAUUAUAGAUAUUAGAAAAACAGAGGAAACUGAACGCACUUGCAAAUUGCAUAUGUGAAAAUUGCCCGGUUCACUUACUUUUAAAAUGAUAAUCUGGGAAUAUCGAGAACCUUUCGAUUAAGUGUUUUUUUUGUUGUUGUUUUUUUUUUCAGAAAUAGUGCUAUAAGGCUCAAAAUCAUGGCAAUAUAUUUAGACUGUCUGUUUGUACAUGUUUCCAAAGCAAAGUUCUGGCAAUAAAAUGUGUACAGAAUUCAGCUGGGUUCAAAAUCUGCUGCCUUGGUUAUGCCGGCGGAAACUGAUGCAAAUCCUGUUAUGGAAGCUUUCCAGAAAGCUGAAACCAACUAAAACGUUUCACUCCAAUAAUAAACCCAUCCUUAAUUGAAAAAUAAUCUUUUAAUACCGAUUUUUGUAAAAAAUGCAAACAAGGGAAAGUUCGUGAUUUUAAAUGUUAUAAUUUUUAUUUUGCUAUAUCAAAACAGUUUUUACAACGAUUUCCAUUUUAUUUCUCCCAGUAUUGAUCAUUCAAAAUGUAGGGCAAGAAGUUAGCUCCUAAAUUAAAGCCGCCCUCUUUAUUUUUUUAAGAAAAUGUAUAUAUUAUACUUUUUCCGUGAGUAUUUAGAUCAAUCUGUGACUACAAGUGUGCAAUUACCAAUAAUGAUACCAAGCUUUCUUGCUUGCAUUUCAGCGUUCACUGAAAUCAGUACUUUUCAUGUCUGAAAAGACGAAUAAAACGACCGUUAUCAUGACAGUGGUCGUAACACUCAUCAUACUCAUGUUCUCGUGAAUUUUUGUGGGUGGUACUCAAAUGUAUUUUAUGUGGGAUUGCGAGGUCUUCAAAAUCUGUGAUUGCUCAAUGAUAAGAGCUUUCCGCUUCCAUCGUUUUAUAAGUGUUCUCCUCUCUCUCAGCGGUUAUGUGGGAUGUGGAAUUGCAUUUAGCUUCUGGAUAUAACACUUGUUUUAUAGUUUAAAAUGUGUACAGGAGAUCGCGAAACAGAGCACGUUUGCUUUCUAUAUCCCCGCCGACCCUGAUAUGCUGUCGUACAGAGGUCAUUUUCCAAUCUUUUGAAAGGCGAUUAUUGAAUAUGUCCCUAAAUAGCGCAUGAUAUCUUCACAGCUUUUUUCUAGUUCUUGGUUAGAGAUAAAACCGCUUUUAGAGAUUAAUAAAAUACAGUUACCGCUCCGAAAUUAUAAACACGUAAAGAUAGAGCCUGUUUAAAUUCAAUUUGCUUUGCAUCGAAGGAUGUAAUCAAGAUGAAGACAGGACUUUCAAGCUCUUUCCCUCGCGCACAACAGAACGGUGAACAAACAGCUGACUGCAACAGAUAAUUUUGACGCGUAGGAUCGCCUGCAGCACUGUCAAAACAAUCGGUUUUGAAUAACCCAGACUGAAAUUUAACGCCACUCUUUUAAAUUUACUUCUUGCACACGUGAGGCGGAAAUUGUAGCUCUUUGCAAUGGAGAAUUUGAUCGAAGGUCUAGUGGUAUGAAUUUUCCGGCGUAACUUCGCGUGUGUUCAAACUACUCACCUAUGAUAGAGGGUCAUUCGGUUCAACCGAGAUUACAUUGUAAGGGAAUGUUCAUAUUGGCCAGUCACGGAAGAAAAAUCAUUUUCCCGUUUGAACUUACUUUUCUUAAGUUAGAUGUACUUUACUGCUGCUAUAAACGAUGAUGUAAUUUCUGCCGCAAACUGAUAAUUCCCCAGCAUUCAUGUAUCAUUGUUCAAAUAGCACUUUUCUUAGGAAGCGAGGUAACGGUUUAGAAUGCCUCUUCGCCCUGCUUCCGUAGCACCCUUUGCAUAAACAGCUGACUAUUUGAUUGAACUCAUUUUUCAAUAGUAAGGUGGGAGUUGACCUUAUCUUUGAGGUGAAGAAACUUGGGAUUUUUGCGCGUGUGGAAAGAACCGCGGUCAGGGAUAAUUCUAGAGCACUGUCACUAAGAUCGCCAACAAUGAUCUGACAUUUUUUCAUGCUGAAAAAUAGAACUUAGUGUCAUUUGUGUAAAUGAUAACUUGCUUUGAUUUUGCAAGUCUUCAGCGGUAGUUUUUCGAGGUCAAGGGAUUGCUUAACAAUUCAGCUGUUUCGCUUUUAAGUGAGGUCGAUUUAAAUCUCUUGCGUAAAUCUCGUCUUCGUUUUCGCAUUCCUUGUGGCUAGUUAUACCGAUAUGGCUCCGAGAUCAGUAAGCACGCCAAGUUAAACAGGAAACUGUUAUUGUAAAGCAUAGUACAUCUGUUGUGUCAUAGGCUAACAUUAAACGGCUCAGUAUGGACACAACUACAUUGUGUAGAUAAAACCAUGGUUUAAUAGUGAACUUAGUGGCGGAAUCUAAAUUCUCAGGAUAUUGCUUCAUAAGGCGCGAGAUUUCUUACGGUGAGACCUUUUCCUUUCAUGGGCGAUUCAGCACUGAUCGCCAUCAAUCGAGAGGUAAGCUGGAUUUUGAGUAACCGCAGGGUGUGUUUAUAAGAGUUGCGCUUGUGUGAAAUCGUUCAACCAUUUAUAAUCGAAUAAAAACGGAUAUAGAUGACACAAAGAUACAAAGAUGUUAGGGGAAGCCACAAAAUUAGAACGUGGGUUAAUAUGAAAAUUUGAUCGAUGAACCUAAUUUAAGACACAGGAAGGCCAAUUAUGGAUGACCUUCAAGUCACGUCUUGUUGUUCCUGGGAAACUUAGGCUCACUAUUUUGAAGCACUUUAUUUUCAAUACUUCAGUAUUAAUCUUCGGUGUUUUCGUGCUUUUUGGUUUCUUCCAACCAUCCUUGUGUGUCAGAACUGAACACUACCAAGUCACAGUGUUUUUUUUUAUAACCUUUGGUUAGAAACAAAACCGCAUUUAGAGAUCAGUCAAAUGCAGUUACCGUUCAGAAAUUAUGAACAUGUAAAGGUAGAGCUUGUUGAAAUUCAAUUUGCUAUGUAUCGAAGGAUGUAAUAUUAGUAAAGACAGGACUUUCAAGCUCUCUCCCUCGCAUACCGCAGAGCGGUGAGCAAACGGCUGACUGCAACAAGAAAUUUUGCAACAGAUAACUUACACUAAGAAGACGAAUUUGUAGCGCGCAGAAAAUGAUUUAUAUCGAACUGACGUUUAGGGUUAAAAUGUUUCCGGCGGAGGUCCAAAGUUUUGUGCUAAAAAUAAUCUUUUCCGCGAAGCUGAAUCAAACUACCCUAUGUUCUUAUUUCGCUCGUUAUCCCAACCGAGCUUUGUUCGUUUUACAUGAAAUGAAAGGGUCAUUUUCCACUUAUUUCGACUCCAAAAACUAGUAUUUAAAACUGGUCUUCACCUACGUCACCUUCCAGUAAAAUACAAGAACUAGCCGGCCAGUCUUGUCGGUCGGUGUUGUGAAAUAAUUCUGCAUGUUAUCAUAUCAGAACUGACUGGCCGAUCAGUCUGUUGUAAAAAAAUCAGUCAAAACUCUCAAAUUAUGUUAAUCCUGUUUUUAACUAAACCGUUUUGGCCGACCUGUUUUGGCUGAAGUUAAUUAAGCCCUCACACGCUAUGUAAGUUUUGACUCCCAGACAGUAACUUACCUAAAUAUGAUCAGAUAUUUUGACCAAAAUGUAAGUCGGAAGUCACUUUUCCUUCACCAUGAAUAGUUUGAAAUCGUCUACAGUAGAGUCCACCAAUGAUCUUAGAGUAACAACGAAAAACGACGUUUAAAAUACGGUAGUCGGGUUGAGAUGAUUCAUAAACGGUGAAAAAAUGCAAAAAUUGGGGUCACCUCUAUGUAAGUUUUGGUCGAAGCGCGUGUUUCAAUGAAGUUCAUGUGAAAGAUUACUGAUAUGGCGUUUGUAACUCUCUAUCAUUAAUAUUUAUAACACAGUCGUGCGCACUAUAAAAAAAAAAUCGGAUGAGACACUUGAACUUCGCCCUCAAGUUUUGAAAAUAAAUCAUGGAGCGGAUCGUGUCUGAAAUAUUUGGUAACCUUAAGCUAGAUUGCUCGUCUAAAAAAAAACACGUUAGCUUUGUAAUACGAGAAACAAGCUGUCAGAACCGGUAAUUUUCCAACUUCUAAUGCUUCUUUCAACCUUUCGGCCUCUUUGAGAAUGUUCUAGUCGUAGUUUACGACACUCGUAACUGGACAAAACUUCUCACAGAAGGUGCUUCAUCGAGAAAUCAUUAUUCAUUCGUCUUUGUAAAUAUUUCGCAGAAGAAAUUAAGUUCUCCACUCGUGAACAUAUAAUUUUUUUUUGGCCUCGUAAUGUAGAUACUUUUUCACCUUCACACCUCGGUUGAAACCUAACGAUCGUCUCUUUCUUUUCAAGUGGUAAUUCUGGAUUGCAUUGUUUUGUUCUACUGAUUUCUUUCGUUGAAUGGCCCGAAAAAAGAGAAAUUCGUGCUUCCCUCAGCAGCCAAGCGCGUGCCAAACUAAAAACAUUUGUUAUCUGAGCACAACUUUUCCCGUGCUAAAGACAAGUUCCACGUAGUAAUUACUUUCCUUUCUGAUUGUUUGUUUUGGUAGUAAUCGUGUUCCCUUCUUUCUUCGUGAUUAGCUGUUGAAAUCUCUGCGUGAUUUGAUUUAGGUUUAUUGACUCUUGCUUUAAAAGCACUCCAAAACUCUCACCAAGGUUUUAACGUAUGUUGAAGUUUUCUUUAGUGGACCGUCCAGCUGCAUCGUAGCAGGAAGCGACGAAGAGUAUUUCUUUUCCCCGUGGAUAGGAUGCCAGUUCAUUUCAAGUUACCCCAGUAUUUCAGCAGUCUCCCCGACAGUUGACUGCCACCCAUUUUUUACCCUUGGGUGGAGACAGGCACUGUAGAAGUAAGGUGUCUCGCCUAAUCACAGUGUGCCGGCUUCCCUCCCUCUCUUUCCCCUGAAACGCAUACCAAUAAAAUUGUAAAUGAAACCUUCGUUUAACCCUUUUCUUUUCAGCGAUCCCCAUGAGUCUUCCGUACGGGAUGCUUGCGGGACAAGGCAUGGACCCGCGGGCGCUAAGCGCGGGGAAUCUUCCCUACCCAUAUGGUAACCCCAUGAUCUACUUCCAAAACUUUGCUGGUUACGGACAAGCGCAACGGAGCAAAAACAGCGAAGAAACAUCAGGUUCUAACAAGAGCAGCAAUCCAUCGUCUCAGUUAAGGUUGGUUUUGAGAAUACCAAGUUUUUCGCUACCAGUAUUAGUUAUCACAGAGUCGGCAAUGAUCAGCAAAGAUUUUAAGAUUUACUUUAUUUCAGGUACUGGGUGUUCUGGAAAGUGGUAAUACCGACAGGUUUUUCUGUGCAGUUCUACCUUAAGAAGUAGCUUAAGAAAGCUUUUUGAUCGAGUGUCAUUAAACCAAAACCAAGGAAAUCACAACAGUUAACCUUUUAAAUCCUAAGAGUGACUAGCAUCUAAUUUCUCCCGACAAUAUCUCCCCUGAAUCACACGUUAAGGUCAUGAGAAUGAAGGAAAUGGUCACUAAAGAAAGAAGCUUUUGAUCGGUAAACAAAUUCUCCUUGUCAGCACCUUAGGAAAUGUAUAAAGAACGGUAGGGAGAAUAUGCAUUCUGAUGUUAGGGUGUAAAGGGUUAAUCUAAAGAAAGGAAAAUCUCACACAGAGCUAACGAGAGCGUAAAGUAAAAACAAACAAAUUCCAAAAGCGCGGAAAAACGCGGAUGACCAAGUCACGAUUGGGUCAUGCUUUGGAUCUGUUUUUUUUUUCGUUUAGAUCUGCUGAUACACUCGCCCGCUCUACUAAGGAACCCCUGCGAACUGAAAGUGUUAUUAAAACAGUAACAGACAAGCAGGACACUUUAAAGAAACAGAGCGAUGUAGACAAAAGAAGUUCGGCCGAAACCCAAGGUUCCAAUGUUCCUCUGAGAUAUCCCGACAGAGGAAAAGGAAGUGAAGUUAGAAAUUCGGAUGACGGAAGAACUAAAGGACCACCAUCGCGUGAUAUGUCGCUGCGUGACGCGCCAGGUAGCGAGGACGUACCCCGCCGUGACAAACAAUCGAUUGCAACCGAAUACGACCGGACACGCGAUAAAAUUUCGAAGGCGAAAGGUUUCGAACAUUUAGCAGUUGAUUCUAACGGAAAUAAGAAACCCACUAAUGGGCUGGCUUCAGCCCGUCUUGUUGAAAACGGUCCUGUUUCUUCCUCUUCGUACGAAAAAGGCUACACUUCUGAAGCGCGCUCUUCGCCUUAUCCCGCAAACGAACCGCCCACUCUUGUUCCGUAUCAUAACACUUUGCCUCCGAAAACAACUUCAAAUACGACACAUUCAAAUAUCCCAUCGACCAUGCCGAAACUCACACCUAUUGCGCCACGCAUAAGUAACGGUUCACCGCUUACCGUGGCUCAUUCAUCCGAAGCUGAACAUAAAAGUUCUUCGUAUGCAGCGUGGAGACCAAGCUAUACUCAUCUUUCGAAUUCUGUCCCGGCCAUGACGAGUCAUGGUGGUACGGUAUCUUGGACCGCAAAUUAUCCUGGGGUAAAGCAAGCCCCAGGAGAUAAGGCAGAAGAAAACAGUUGGCGUGCUAAACAACUCCCUCGGGAGGAACGUGAUCAGAAUUGGACAGGCGCUUAUGAGAAUGCUCAGAAACAUGCUGCGAGGAAUUUUUAUCCAAUGCAACCGUGGGACAGACAAUCUUAUUAUGGAACACUUCCAUCGCAGCUGCGCGCCAUGGGCGUGACAGAUAAAGGUUUUGGCGGGAAAGACGUUGAAGAAGAUUCGCGUGACGUUUCACGUGACAGUAUGACCUCAGCCGAGCAUUUGCAAUCUAAAGUUACAAAAGCCCCUUAUAAGUUCGGGUCAGGACAGUCGAGCUUACGAAAAGAAAACGAUUUUGGCGGUGGUAAGAUUCCGAUAGGCGCCAGCAACGACGAAUAUCAGAGAAGCCAGCCGUUUAUGAGUCGGAACGAGAAGUCGGUUGUGGGAGAGUACGUAAAUUACAAUAAUAAAAGUGAAGAUGGAAAAGGAAGUAACUUUGUCGUUGUGAACAGUAAGGGAGGGUCUUUCCGACUCUCCGUUGAGAGACGCGAGGGAAACCAGAAAUACCCGAAGCACGAAGUCGUUAAGACUUCGAGAAUGGAAGAAAACAGACCCUCGAGUGGUUAUUACAAUAGUCAUGAUAGCCGAGACUUGAAUGACCCAUCUUUGGUGGGGAUUCCGCGCUCGGAGCUUAAAUCAGAAAAAGAGAAGGAAGGCGUUGAUGUUGCGAGGACCGUUGAUUACACCCGCACGAAAGACCAAAGUUCUUACAAAGAACACGCAGGAAGGAAACCGGAUUCUCGCGAACUUGCGGCAGUGGGCGACGGCAAAAAGAAUAAUGAUCGUAAUAACAACAGUACAUCCAUGAGCGGGUUUCCUUUCUUCAAGUAUAGCGCCGGUCCGAACGGUGAACAAACAAGAUACGGUGAGCGUGGCGGCGGCUCUGUGCGAGAUAACAAAGUAUUUGUUCCCCCGAACGCUACGAUUGAAAUGUACGAGAAGAGGGAACAGGAAAUGGAGAAAAAUGGCUUCAGGAAAUCCGACAUUGCCUCGGCAUUUUCUAGAAACUUAGUGGAGAGUAAUCGUUUGUCGAAUCCAGCUGAGGAAGUUGUGAAAAGGACUGAGGAGAGGAGAAACAUUCCGAAGCAAGAUGAUAUGAAAUCAAAGUUGCCCACUGGGCGAUUCGAAAGCGAAAAACGGGGUGAAUCAGAGGAAAUUUCUGCGGAUAAUAGCGACGAAAGAUCGAGACAGUUGUCUAGGGAAUCAGCUUCUCCGGAUAAAAGAGCUCAGCUUCGGUUUCAGCAGUCCUCUGAUAAGGCAGUAGUGUCAUCGGCGGCUGGUGAUGUUCGACAGCGCCGGCUUUCCUCCCCCUUAUCUGAGCAGAGGAACACCACCGCGCCAUCGACCGCCUACGGAGCGUCUGUGGCGCCUGGUCCUCAAAGCAGGAUUGCUGCUAAUGGCGGCAGUGAAGGGGUUUCGCGAGAGUCCACAAUAGAAUCAGGUAUGUCAGGCCUAGGAAACCAAGCAGCCACUCAGUUCCUUAGAAUGGACGGCGGUGCUUUUCCCAACCCUUACUUUGCUUCAAUGCUGGCGGCGCCGCAAGGUAUGCCGGAAGCGCCGUUCCUGGUGCUGGAUCCAUCUAUUUACAGCGCGAUGUACCGCACACACAUGAUGGAGGCUGCCGCACCAGGAAUGUUCCCACAUGGAGCCUUAGCCGCUGACCCAGUAGCAGCAUCAUUUAUGGUUCUUCACCCAGAGAGUUACGUUCCCGUUGGUAAGUUCAAAAUUCUUACACAAUCAAAUUUGAGUAUCUUGAAACUUCUGUCUUCUGUUGUUUCGCACAGCAGUGAGUCUGAUUUUAAAAGUCAGAAUCAGGGAGAAGUUUAGUUACUUAGAGUAUUAUGACUUUUUUCUUUGGGUUUCGGCGAGAUUCUUUUGUUUAUUUGUUUGCUUUGUUUGUUUACUUUUGUUCAGUUGCAGCCGAGAACGCGGCGUUUAUGAUGGAUCCGCGAUUCCAUGGAAUGUGGCCUCCUUGGGACGAAGCCCAGUGGCAACAGUUCUGCCAAAUGAUGCCAGCAUAUCAGCAACAACAAUUAAAACAACAACAACAACAACAACAACAGCAGCAACUUCACGAACGAAGCAAACAAGAGUUGUUGUUUGGUAAACAAGCUUCUCAGUUCCCUUUUUCGGCAUAUCCGUUCUACUAUGGCGACAAACAUUUUGAUCCACAGCGCAAGGUACUAAACUUCAAACUCCCAUGAGUGACCGAGACAGAAUUUCUCCUCACAAUAUCAUUAUAACAUCAAGCAGACAAGUGAUGAGAAUGAGUAAAAAUAUCAAUUAGGGGAUUGUUAGUUGAUCCAAUACCAAAUUCUCCCAACUAACAUCAUGGGAAUUGUGUGGGAGACAGUAAGGAGAAUUACUUUUGAGAUCUUGGGAGUGAAAGGGUUGAUGCCAUGUUGCCUUUGCUUUUCUUUUUUAUUGUUCACGCUCCGUAGCUUUGUCCAUGCAGGAUUCAAGGGUCUUCGUCUUGAGAUUUUGAUUAAUUUUUUUGUUAAAUGCCAGUCACAAAAUGACCCCCUAACCCUUUGGUCCUUAGAAGUGACUAGCAUCUAAAUUCUCCAUACAGUAUCACCACUGAAUCAAACAUUAAGGUCAUGAGAAUAAAGGAAAUGAUCACCAACUGAAGAAGCUUUCGUUGUAAGACAAAUUCUCCUUAUCAGUAACAUAGGAAAAUAUAAAGAGAGUGGAGUGGAGAAUGUGGAUACUAAUGUUAGGGUGUCAGGGUAAACGCCUACUUUUUAAUGCUUUGAACGAGCCACAGUUUGGUUAAAACGUAACUCCAUUUUUUUUUGGGCUUGUUGACCCACAUAGAUUAAGAAGGCCUUGCUUUCAACCCAUUUUAAAACUGGUUCAAACCAGACCUUCCGCUCAAAGCCAGCUGUUACAACCUCGAAAUUAUUGUUAAGUAGGAGCGUGGCUGUAUUACCACUUUUGCUUCGUUCUAGUGAAAUACAGCUUGUGUUAAGGGUUUGCCUAAGGAAACACAUACUUGUUCCUUCGACAACGUUUAAGACACUCCUUUAAUAACACUCGUUGUUUUAUUACCCCUUGAGGAUGAAAGCCAAGAUGGAAAGUCUGGCAGCCAGCAGCAAAAAAUUCGAGACGUAAAACAGGAACAACCCGAAAGUCAAUCCAAAGAACCAGCUCCAAGACCGAAGCCUGAAAUCAUCGCACCUCAAGAACACGCGCCGCGCAGGCCUGCGUCCCGUGAGAGUGAAAGUCAUGUGAUCGGUCAGCAGCAGGAGACGUCCAAUCCGCGUGAAGAGAAAAAGAUUUACGACAGCCGCCAACUGAAAGAGGCCCACCAAAAGCUGACAGAGAAGUAUAGAGUGGUUCAAGAGCAAAUAGAUGCCCAGGUAAGAGUUUCUGUAAGGGUGCUUGGUCGCCAUAAAAUAAAAAGUGGUUGCGGAAAGGUUAAAAUUGACUUUUUUCGUAUAGGAAAGCAUUGCUGAUCACUGUCAGAAGAAAGCGGUGAAGCGUUUGCGCAUAUGACUAGGAUUCGCGGCCCUUUAUCUAGCAUUCUGGCUGUCAGAACUAAGUUGUCCUUUUGAGGCAGGUGUGAUUAGAACUUUCGCAAACCUAGAGUCGAAUUAGAAAAGAGGGGUGUCGGAGCGGGCCAGGGCUGGAGCCGGUUGUUAUCUCAUCUCUUGAUAAAUCAUUUCCGCAGGGACAGUUCGCCAAACAAAUUAAAGAUUACUUAUCACGCGACCCUUACGCUCAUUUUCCAUUUCCGCGAUCUCAGUCAUCGUUUCUCAGGGAUUAUCCAAAGGUUAACCUCACAGUUCCGGUGACUACCACUUCCUCUCGGACGCCGGAAGUAAACCGUGACAGCGCCUCUCCAAAAACCGUUUCCGCCGCCGUCACGUUGUCCAACUUGGAAAAAGGGCGCGGUGAAGAAUCCCAAUGGGCUGUAAGGGGCACACCCCCUAUAAAGACUGACCAGAACGGCGUUUUAGACCGCGUCAAAUCCCCCAGACCACACCCUUCCGCCGAGGCAGUCAUAACUAAGGAAAUAGGUAAGACUGUAAGACUUUGCAGUUUACUUUGCUCGUGGUUUAAGUUUUGAUUUGUGAAAGGUAAGUCUUCGUGGUAUAAUAUGAAGAUGUUUACUUUUUGAGGAAUUUAGUUCGGGAAGGGGGUCUGGUGAUCAGUUAUUGAAACCAGCCGUUGAUUCUUUCAUCUCCUUUUUAAUCUGUAGUGGAAACUCCACGAAGAUUAGAGGCGCAGCCCAACCUAGUGGGUGAGAGGAUUGUUUCGCGAGAAACCCGUGAAUUUUUUGCGGGACAGAUUCCCUCACAGUUUCCACAAAAGUUGAUGGCACAUGAAACUAUUUCAUCUGAACGGCUUGUGAACGAGAAACCCGACCUCGAUUCGGAAAGAGGGAGGUUGGAGGACUCAUAUAGGGCUCACGAUCGUGAACUUCCUGCAAGCUACAACGAGAUUACCCGCAAUUUCUCCAAGGAAGACAUGACAACACACCUGGAAACUCGCUUGUCGAGAAGGGAACACUCUCAAGGAGUUGACUCCUAUGAGGAGAUGAAUUCCUUUGCCAAAACAGAUUAUGAUCGAGGUGAUAGGGGACCGUACCUGACGGAAGUUACAUUUCGAGAAAGUUUGGACCCAUUGGAGGAUAAUAAGGGAAACCUUCGAGCACUGAUGACACGCGAGAAAAUAUCGCCUUCACGCCAACUUGAUAGCGAUUCUGAGUUUGAAGAUGACGACUUUAACACGAAGUGUGAACUUCGAAGAAUCGCUUCAUCUUUUGUUCCGCUUCAAACCGACAUCGAAAACAAAGAGAACUCCACGAUCUUCUCGCUAAGGCCGUUCAGAUCCGAAGCCGACCGGAAGAAGAUCCGAGAGAAUAUCGAUCGCCUUCGGUCCAUGGCAAAACGGCGGAACAGUAAGGACCGAAUUAUGGUGUUUAGUCGUCGGAAAGAUCUUCGGAGCCCUACGACGAUUUUGAACAGUGUGACGAGUGCCAUCAGUGAUGUAGCGGGGGUGGAAUCUGUGGAAAAAGAAAUGCGGAUGAAAUUAGCAGAGUUACAAAAGAAAUACAGGGAAAAAAUGAGAGAACUUGCCCGACUGCAACCCAAGUAUGGGUAUGUAUAUUGUAAUGGAUGAAUCCGCCAUAUAGGCCUUAUUUCAAAGAUAAUUCCGUCAGAACAUUUUUUACCCAGCCCUUUAUCUCUAAAGGUUUUCUCAUCAAUUCUCCGUUUUAACUGUGAUUCAGUUCUGUAGUAAAUCAGUUGCAAGCCUCGUAUUGAGAAUUCGUUUUUAUUUCAGUAAAUCGCCAGCUGGCUGAUAGGUUUUUUUCUAUUCUAAACGCCUGUUUUCGGGUGAUGUAUCGGUGUUGUAGAGAUAAAAACCGUUUAAAUCCUGUCUGGGAUUGAAAAAGGGAUAAUCUUUAUUUGGAUUUUAUCGUCUUUUCGAUGAAAAUGAUCCUUCAAAAGCCAAGUCAACCCACACUCGGGUUAAAUCGCCACGAGCUUUGAGUUUGCUUCACUAGAUUUGUUGAACAACCAGCGCACAAUGACUAUAAUUUGUGUGACAUUGCGUGACAAAAAGUGCUUCUGUAAGACUAGAGUUACUCAGUGCCACGCUCACUAUCGACUGAUUACGCACUGACCGUCUUCAUUGCCUUUCCGCCAGCCUCUUUGCAUUGCACUUGAACUGUUUACCUUCAUUACAGGGCAGAAGAUGGCAAAUCGACCCCAAUUAAAAGAGGCCCUGGAAGACCCCGGAAACGGAAGUACUUCGGCGCAGGUUCCAAAGGAGAUAAGUUGUCCCCAGUACCCACAGGUGGAUACAACAAAGAAGGCGAAGAGCACCAAUCAGUCAUUGAGGCCCACUCCCCCGAUAACGCUUGCCCAAGUGACACGGAGAGCCUGGUGUCUAAGGAAAGCGAGCCUCCUAAGAAGAAGAAGAAAAAAACUAAACAGAAGAGUUCGGCAGAACGGGACGGUCGCGGGUCAGCGCCACCUUCCCGCGGGUUAAGCCCAACAGAGUUUCCCGUAAGUCAGAUUAUGUUUUUAUAGUUGUUUUUUCUUUUUUCGCAAAUUUAAUUUUUUUCCGUUUUUUUUUUGUUUUCGUUUUUGUUUCAGGAUUUUCCGGCACCUACUGGAAAGAAAAAGAAAUCUCGCAAGCCAGCUGCUGCGGAUGAAGAGGUAAGGCAAUGAAUGCCGCUCUCUGCAUUGAAAAAAGAUGUUUAGCAUUAUCGUCACAGCCUGUUCCAGACAUUCAGGCGGUAAAAUUAAGCGCGAUGUAACUGCUUGGCCGUGGAAGGUCUGGGUGCGAGACUAGUUUACACGACCUGAUCCAAACCUCCUUCAUUUUCGCCUCGCUGUCAUAUUUCGCUCCGUUUAACCAACUGAUCGCCUGGGACAGAGUCGCCUUGUGAUGAUUCGAAUCCAGGCGCUCUUUCAAAUUUAGCAGUUUCACGCUCUACAAAGUGAGCUUCAAAGAAGUUGAGGCUGAACUAGACUAUGUAAGUGGUUCCUAUAUGAUAGGCUUUGUGUGUAAUGCUAAGAUCAGCGAAAUAAGGACUACAAAUUUCUACUAAACCGCAGUAAGGAUAAAGUGGAUUUUAUACUUCCUUACAGCCUGACCUAAUGCUUCCCAAGAACAAGUCUGCUAACCUGAAGAAGAAAGAAUCUGGAGCAGGGAAGCGACGUAAAGGAUCGCCAACGAACGAUACCGUCAACCAAAAGAGUGUUUCACAACUAUCAAACGGUAAAUUGCGUUCUUUUUGCCUACUCCUUUGUUUUUGCCUUUUGUGCUCGAGACUUGUGUGGCACCACCCUUAGUAAGAAAUUCCAUCUGAUGAAGUGGCUUGCGUGAGAUUCUGGAGCAUUAUGGGUGGCUGUUAUUGGUGCACGAGUAUCAGCCAAACUGAGAGAACACACGAUUCUUACUCGAGCACAUCAGUUUGCACUUUUUCUGGCGUUUGUCUCAAAAAAGAUUACUUCUGGAUGAAUCUCUCAUUUUUUAUUUAAAAAAUAAACCUUUCAUUUUUCGUAGCUGCUGGUGUACCCUCCCCCAAAGAACUUGACCAUAGCGCCGAUUUUACAGAACCAAAGACUCUAACCAAAAACACGAAGGCCAAGAAACCAAAGCCGAAGAAACGAGCGAGACCGAAGCUUACCAUCGAGACUCCCGAAGUCUACGAAGACGAUCGAACUGAAGAGGAGUUACCGCCCGACAGUGCGGACACACCGUGCGAAACUCCGGGUGGUCCUUCACCGAACAAGGGCAAGAAGAGCAGGGGUGCAAAAAAGAAACGAAAAUCUACCAUAACUACUCCUCCCAAAACAAAAUUUGAGUUCCCGGAUGUGACGUCACAAGAUGAAAGCUUCUCCGAGAAUAGUAGUGUAUCUCCAAACGAUAUUGCGAAAGAAGUUGCUGCCAUAGCCGCCAGGAAGCAGUUGGAAACAGCACAGAAGAACAACAAGGAGGCGUCUAGUGAUGUUGAUGACGAAGUUUUUGCGUCAAAUCACGAUGAACGGGACGGUUUGAGUUUGCUGGCGUUUGCAAGCGUCGAUAAAACGGCGAAAAGAAGACGAUCUGACGCUCCGUCUCCUUCUGAAGACUCGUCGCUAAAGAAGAGAGGAAGGCCUAAGAAGCCUUCUGAGUCACCGACCUUCGAUUCAGGUAAAGGUGGCUACAAAUUUAACCGCCAGCUUCCUCACAUUGGUAUGCAUAUUCAACAUACUACAUUUGUGAUGGCACCGACAAGGAGAAUUUGUCAAAAAAUAUAUAUUCUCGUACCUCUUUUAUUCAUAAGUCUCCAUAAAACGAACAAAACCAGGAGUGAGAAAAAAAAUUGUAAAUAAACGGGUUAAGUAGCAAACAAAGACUUAAUAGUUUAAUUUUGAUGCCCACGCACUCUACCUUUUGGCCUCAAAGCAAGUCUCGUUCGUGAUGAACUCCCAUAAUUGAACUAAAUUGAUUUUACAAUGUCGCUUGGUGGAGUUUAUCUUACGUUGUAAGCGAUUUGUCAAGUCGCAUCACUCCCUUAGUCAGGGCUCCUAUUGAUCGCUGGCUGCCUUCGAGCGCCUGGAACGACCACUCUGAGCCGGCUGUAAGAUUUAAUAAAGGCGUCUCUGUGUCGGACGGAACUCUGCUCUUGCAUUAACAGUUAUUUUACGGUUUUGUUUCAGAAGCUCCUGUAACGCCGAAGAAAAAGAAAAAGAAGAAGAUAGCAGUUGAUCAGGUGACGUGUAUUUUCUUGACUAACUGCCUUGUAUUCCUUUAACCCUUCAUACGUUAACUUCAGUAUCCAUAUUCUCCAUACUGCUCUCAUACAUAUCCUUAGGUGUUGACAAGGAGAAUUUGUUUAACAAUCGAGAGCUUUUCUAAUUGGUGAUCAUUUCCUUCAUUCUCGUGACCCUAAUGUUUAAAUCAGGGGUGAUAUUGUAAGGAGAAAUUAGCAAGCUAUCAGUUCUCCUCUCACUUCAGCAAGAACUCUUGUUAUCGCGAACAAGGACGUUUGUUGUUGAUCUCUGUGAUUGUUAUUGUCCAGUAGCUCUUUCAUCAAGGUUAUGUGACCAUUUACCCUCUAACAUUGAUUAGGAUCUAAUUUCUCCCAUCGACAUCACCCCCGAAUCAAGGUGAUGGAGAUCACGAGAAUUAAAAAAUAGAUCACCAGCUGAAGGAGCUUUCGUUGUAAACCUGUUGUUAGACAAAUUCUCCUGGUCAGCACCCUAGGAAAUGUAUUGAGAACAGUAUGGAGAAUAUGCAUACUGAUGUUUGAAUGUAAAGGGUUAAGCUGUAGAUUUAUUGGGUAGGCGUCGUAGCUUUCGCUCGUUGUUUGCAUGUUUUGGAUUUAUUCGAAUUUAAUUCUCCUGUUUCUCAGAUUUGUUUUGAUUCUCGCCUUGCACGAUUAGGAUGUGUUGGUUUCUAGGUUCUUAUUUGAAGGGAAUUGGGAAAUAUUUGUGGCUUUAGUAAUCCAUUACUUGGCUUAGUUAUUGUGUUAAGUUCUUGGGCGUAGCUCUCUCCUCUUACAGUGUCUCUCUCUAUCCAGGAGUGUCAAUGAGUUUAGGGGAAUUAUCUGGUGAACUGUUAGGGGUAACAGUGCGAUAGACUAGCAUCCCCCCCAUGCAAGGGGUAGUAGUAAUAUUCCAGGUCGCUUCACGCUAUGGAAGCUGGCAUAAGCUCUGGCUGGGUGGGACACUAAGCUUGUUUAUAGAUUUCUUUUUAUGCUCAUUUAAAAUUUUGAGUCCACAUUUGUCUCAUUUGCUAACGGCCUCUUUUAGGUCCAUCGUUUCACCUUUCAGUUUUAAUAAUUCUUUAAACUGUUGUGAUGUCAUUUAGGAAUCCACAAAAGAGCUUAAAAAGAAAAAGAAGAAGAAGAAGAAAGAUACUUUGCCAAAAGAGGAAAGCUUCGAAGAGAAACUUGAAGAACAGCCUCAAGAUGAACAAAUUGAAUCCUACGAACCACAGGACGAGUUUGAGAAGAAGCUGCCAGAAUCUUCCUCGGCGGCCAUGGACAGUGAGCAGGAUGAAGAAGUGUUCGGAUCGACCACCGAAAUAAGCAAAGAAGCUAGGACAGCCAUGCUGGACUCCAGUCCCCCCAGGGAAGGCGAUGACGUCAAAGGAAGCACACCACCGUUUGUCAGCGACAGUUGGCAGCCGAGAAGGAGUGAGAGAAUUUUUAUCAACAGCAGCGUGACCACCAACUCUAGUUCCAGUCCUUUAUCACCCGUUGGAAAAGGAAGUGAGUUUUCCUACGCAAAGAAAGUGAAGAAAACGUCUGGAAUUAAAGGAGUAAGUAACCGAUGCGGAUUUAGCUUUCAGUGUUGGGCUUGGGAGCUUUUUUUGUUUGUUUGUUUUUUGUUAAUUAGUUUUUCGGGAUCGCUCUCAACCAAACUUGGAGAAAUUAUUUUCACUAAUAUCUAAGUGUCCAUCUUUUGAUCCUUUAGAAAACCAGCCGGUCAGGAUCUCAGGGCGAGGAGGAACUGGGAGAGAACGACGUCACACAAAAAUCGAAGACCAAGACGAAAAAGAAGAAAGGGCCUGGGAAAGGCAAGAAACGGAGUUCUUCAAUGACAGCCGACUUUGAAGAUUACGAACCUCUGAAAGUAUCCAGGAGAGCGCGCUCCAAGGCGAGGCAAACGGUAAAAUACUCGAUCCCCUCUUCAUUGUGUGUAAUACUUUACUAAUACUAAUUUGGCUCGUUUUCUUUCUUCGGAACUACCUUUGGGAUUUAUUGUAAUUUUUGCUUUCUAACUCUCGACGGGAGAGCUUUCCUUUCUUCGUGAGUGUUAAAUCUUUCCUCUGAGUUCUGUGUUGACUUGUUAUCUCAAUCUUCGCUGAACUCGAGUUUCAGGAUAGCACGGGUUUUGAUUACUUUUUCUGUAAGCGACUUCCGAUGGGGAGAUAGGCGGCUUUGCCGUAAGGCGAAACCCAAACAUGAGAGGCUGCUCGCAGGCUCAACAGACGAUGGUAAGAGGUCCCUAAGGUGACGGUAGACCGCUGGUAACUGGCUUUGUAUAAACUCUAGGGAUGGGCCGUGUUAAGGUCUAGUUCCUGGGCGUGGACUCAAGUCAGUGUAGCACCUCAGUGUUACCCUGGAUGUCUUUAACUUUCAUGGUGUCCCAAGGCUUCAACCCUUUCUCGGUGCAAGACUUUUAAGUACACUUGGGACAUCUAGAAUCUCUGGUAUCCUAAGGAGAUUUGAGAAAAUGCGACUGAAUUUCACUUACUAUUCGUUUCCUAUUGUUUGUGGAAAGGGCUUUUCUGAACAGUCUCGAUUUUUUCUUACAGUACGAUUUCGAUGACGGUGACGAGGAGGAGGGUGAUGAUCUUCCAGAAGAUGAGGAAACACAGGAGGAAGGUGAAACUGACAUAGAGAUCAGCGUGACUGACAAGGUGUCAACGGAAGAGAGAGCUGACAGUCUGCAGGUUGCCCAUGUCGAAAACGCAGGGGACGGGAAGCCAAAAGUACAAGAGGAAAGAAUGGAAACGGAUGAGAACAACGAUGACGAAUUAGAUGCGGAGAUGAAAGAAGACCAAGAGGCUGAAGAGGGGAAUUCUUGGAAGGAAAAUAAACAUGGCGAAGUUGUCGACAAGACCGAAGAGAAAGAGAGAGUUGAGGUUAGUAGAAACGUUGCAGAUGUCGUCAAAUCUUUGUAAAUUCAGCUGGCUGGUGUUUUAAUGAAUAGGAGGGCGUUUUCCAGAAUUUAGUAUCAGUUUUUGUCAAAAUGACAGCUGAUGAUGAGCAUUUCUUUAAGUACCCAAGGCUUUACUUAACUAUCCUAUGAAAUAAUGAGAAAAACUCUCCAGAAUGAGUUCGUGAAAAGCAAACAAAUGAUUGGAGAGAAAUUCACGUCACAUGUAAUGCGUACUACAUUGUCACCAUCGUAAGAAACUUCUUCGAUCGUGAAAAAAAACCAGUUAUAAUUUCAUUUUUCGGCGCUGUCAUUUGGCAUUUGAUUGUAUAGAGAGAGCGCUUUUCGAUUGAGCGUCAUAAAACCAAAAUCAGAGUUAUCGCAACAGCCAAUCAAAAGAAUGGAAAAUACCUAUAGAAACCAAUGAGAAGCCAAACAAGAACCCAAGCCAACUGCCCAAAGCGCGGGAAAACGCGGGUUACCAAGUCGUAAUUGUUUUGAGUCAGUUUUGCAUCUGAUUCGCUGAGAAAGUGGUGCGAGUAUUUCUUGGACCAAUCAAACGGCGAAGAAAAGUAUAACCAAUACAAUCCCGGAUUGUUUUUGAAUCUUAAUUGAGAAGGGUUCUAAAAUGCAAUAUUAGUAAACGUUCGAUUCACGUCAGUCGUGGCAGUUGUACCUUAAGCGGAUGUCUCAGUUUGAAGUCAUUUCUUUUACUUGAUAUCUUAUACAGGAAGUGGUCAAGGAUAACGAAGACAAGGAAUUGGAAGAAACCACUCUUCUCGAACGGCCCAUAUUACCAGGUUUGUUGCUUGAUAUUUAUCGUUUGUUUUUUAAUUCUGAGUUUGACGAUGAUGGAGUUGCUUUUUAUCUUUAACAAAAAACCUAAUGAAACCGAACUUGUGAUAUCAAGCUCUUGAAUAAUCUACGAUGUGAUAUACUUCACACAGAAACUGCAUAGACGUAUCAGCUUAGUUUCUAAAGAAAUUUAUGCGGAAGUUUAAAUCUUUCUUACUUUCUUUCUUUCUUUCCCAUCGUAGCUGACGAGCGUUUCACGUUUUUGGUCGACGAAUUAGUAGAAGGAACGAAGUUGUUACUUCCUGUGGACUUUAAGUUCUAUCCCGGACGCAUUAGUACUUUCAACGAACCUGACUUGUAAGUAUGACAUGAUUUGGAAUGUUUUGGACGUCAAUUCUUCGUAGCCUCUUCUUCGUGCACUCUCGUCCAUUUCACGAGAGUCCUUGGGAAAUCAUCAGGAGUUUCUGGAAAUUGGCGUAUAAUUGUCGGCAAAUGUCUGAAGUCGAGAUAUCUUCGGUCAUUUUCAGAGGUCAUGGAACGUCUUCAGGGAAUCAGGGCAAAUUGAAGAGAAAGAAAAUGUAGGCUCAAGACUUAAAAGAUGUUGCCAAACUGAGGAGGAUAGAACUUAGCUAGGAACAACACUCUGAGAAUUUUUAUCUUGAAUCCUAACCUUAGCUCCGGACGAUGUAGCAGAAAGGGUUAAAAAAAAAGAUCCUAAACUGACGGUAUCGUUGUAUUUUCAGAUUCGGAGUAAUUCUUGAUGGUGAAAGGGGCAGAAGACCUCACUGGAGAUCAACGGAACAACUCCUUCUAGAGGCGGUAAGGAUGUAGAAUAAUCACUGUGAAUCAUGCUUUAAUCUGUGGAAAGAUUCCCUCUUAAAGUGACUUCCGUUGACGAAGAACGGUUUCUGGCGUCCAAUAUGCGUAAGGUGUCCAUGAUGUAACGAGCUUUGGAUUGUCCCCCAUGUUUCCCCGUGAAACCCUACACUUCUUUUCGGUUUUGGUUGGGAUGAUUUAUCCCUUAUCUUUAGUAGCGCGGUAUCAAUGAUUACGGGAUUUCCGCAAGGCGAUAGUUAACCUUACCCCCAUGAUUGGCCAAGACAGAAUUUCUCCUCAUAAUAUAAAUGCAACAUCAAGCAGACAAACGAUGAGAAUAAAGAAAAAUAUCAAUUAGGGGAUUUUAAGUUGACCCAAUACCAAAUUCACAGAACUAACAUUAUAAGAAUUGUAUGGUAGACAGUAACGUAAUUGUCUAGUGAGAUCUGGAGGUGAAAGGGUCACGUGACCUUUGACUCCUCUCGUAACAGGUCAAGGACAUUCAACCACCCGGCGCUGAGUUUCUGUCCAUUGGCACCCGAGUAUGUGCUCACUGGAGUCCGCAGUAUCGCUGCUUCUAUCCUGGAACUGUCACCGAAGGUAAUUGACUCACUCAGAGACUUUUUAAAAACGCACGUAGUGAAUUUUAGGUUAGCGUUGUUUCAUAUCUAAAAAAACUUGAACUGUUUCAGCUUAAAAAAAGCUGAGGACGUCUGAAUUUACCCGGCAUCGAAAAGCGUGCUUCGCAAAUCGAACACCUAGCACAAAAACAUCCCUCUUAGAUGAAGAUAUCAUUAAGAUAAUCAAUUUGUAUCAAAAGUUUUUCGGUUCACCUCCCGCUCACUUUUGUCUGUUUGUUGUUGUUCAGCUCCACCAGAUGAGAAGGAAGUGGAUGGUAAAAUCUGGAUUGAAUUCGACGAUGGGGACAGUGGUUUCUUUCAGUUGAAUGAAAUUAAAAUGAUACGUUCUGAUUUUCCUGUUGAAGGUGAGGUCGACCUUCCGAUCUUUUAGUUAAAUAGAAUGUACUCCCUUUUAUAUCUAGCCAUUGCUUUGCUUCCUUCAGAAGUGGUUCCUGCUCCCCCUCAGCCAGAGAAGAGGCCUCGAUCCAGUUCCCUGGGAGCAGCCCAGGCCAUGGCAUUAAAAGAUACCUCUUCCAGAAGGCUGAAAGCUGAAGAGAAUACUUCUGAGUUUUCAUCUGGGAACGAAAGUUCAGGUGAGGUGUAUGCGAAGCGACGGAGAUUGAGAGGAAAACGAAAGAGUAAAGAUGAUUCGUGGCUUGUUUCAAAACGUUCAGAAAACAACGCUGUCGCCAAGGAAAGUGGUGCAACUAGAGGAGGCUCGUUUAAAGGAAGAACGAAAGAUCUCGAAAAGUCUGACUCUGAGAUCGUUGGGUCCGCUUCAAAAGUGAAAGAUAACAGCCAAAGUGGAGGAGACUCUAAAGAGAGUAAAGUUGCGGAUGCAUUAAAACAGAAGGUAAAUAGAACGCGCGGAAAAACAGAAACGAAAGGGGAGAGUAAGGAAGCGGCCAAAACUGCGGAGAGCACCAAAAACGACUUAGCAAGCGUUGCCUCGGCGGAACUGAAGGAAUCAGAGAAAGAGAUACACUCGAGCCACUCUUCUCUCAAAGCGGAGGGAUAUGAAAAUAACACCAAACAGUCAGCUGAUAAAAUGGCAGAUAACACAGCGGAGUCUUCUGAUCAAGGUGAGGACAGCGAGGCUGCAUCGGAUGCAGAAACUUCCAAACAAGAAAAGGGAUCUCGCGCUGGAGCCAAAGGCUCUUCAAGGACCUCUGAAAUGGACCUCAGAAAGAGGUCCCUUAAUUUGAGCCUUAACAGCUCGUUCCGCUCUUCACGGACUGAAGGGGAAAGCCCGACGCGUGAUGCUCUGCUCACAUCACAAGACGAGGAUAGUGAAUCUUACAGUGACACGUUCGAUGAGAGUCCCCUAGUGGAAAAUAAACCUUUUCAGGUGAGCAAACCACGGCUUAUUCCCUGUAUGGAGCUAAAAAAUCCAUCUUUAAACCUUUUGAGAGAGUUCUUUCCUCUAAGAGCUAGAAGUAGCCACCUCUAUCAACCUCUUUCUCGCCGCACGCAAUUGCUUCACAGCACUCUGUGAACGCGCUCUGUGAAAACUGACACCACCUUCUUAGCCAAUCAAACGAAAACCAAAACCAAUCGAGAGUUGAUCCUUAACCCUUUACAUCCUAAGAUCAGUAUUCAGUUUCUCCUUACUGUUCUCUGGACAUUAACCAAUGUGUUGACAAGGAGAAUUUGUCUAACAAUCAAGAAUUUCUUUAGUUUGUGAUCAUUUCCCUUAUUCUCAUGACAUUCAUGUUUGAUUCAGUGGUGAUAUUGUAAGGAGAAACUUGAUGCUGGUCACUCUUAGGGGUUAAAGAGUUAAUCUUCGUGCACGUAAGACCAUAAGGCCGUCUCUAGGCUUCUCGUGACAUUUUCAUUAUCUACUUUGGAUUCGCCAUUAGAUUACUUUUGAAAGUAAUCCGCAAUUGCUUAGGUUCUGCUUUACGUCGAUCUGAAACCAAACACGACUUGGUCACUGUUGUUUUCCCGCGCUUUAAGAAGUUUGGUUAGUUUUACUCUGCCUAUCAUUGGUUCUUCACGGUAUUUUCCUUUCUUCCAAUUGGUCGUUGUGAUAACUUUGGGUUUGGUUUUACGACGCUCAAUUGAAAAGCUCUCUAUGUCACCUAAUCGAGAAAAACUCCAAAAAAAAAAUUACAUUGAAAAAAUAUACCCGACAAGAAUAACUGUUAAAUAACUGGCUAUUAAUGUUAAAGGUUUUUUUUUUUAACUUCCUGUUGCAUUUUAGCCUCGGCUUGGAAGACGACGUCGUUCGGAACUGGAUCGUCUGCAAGUAGAUAUGAAAUUUUCAGGUAUUCAACAUUUCAAUUGUAUUCAAUUCACUUAUAUAGUCAUUUAUUCGUGGAAGUAAAUCUUGAGAAGAAGUGGGCUAACGGUAAUGUUUUUUUUUUGUCUUAGGGCCUUUGUGGCAGUGGUCGGGACGAGGUUCCCAGAACAAACGAAAAGGGAAAGGAAAGAAAACCUUCUACAAGGCCAUUGCGAGAGGAGACGAAACAAUUUGUGUAAGUGACACUGCUAGUCUGUUUAUUUGAAGGACUGGAUCAACUUUAAAUUCAGCAUUUGAUGUUUGUCUGUUCAUUCGUAGCGAUUUACACCAGCGUCAUAUGUCUGAUUAGACCUACUACUUGUUCUUCAGGUUAAUGAUUGUGCGGUUUUCAUGUCCAACCCAACCAAGAACCUCAAUCUACCGUAUGUUGGCAAAAUCGAAAACAUGUGGGAAGGGUGUGGCGGGAACAUGGUAGUCAGAGUCAAGUGGUUUUAUCAUCCUGAGGAAACGAAACCAGGCAGGAGACCUAAUGAUGGAAAAGUAAGCACUGCACUGCUAUUUAACACCAGGCUGAAUCUUACACGCACUUUGAUAGGUUAUUUUUUUUACGAUUUAUGGAAGGACAGAGGCAUGGAUGGCGUCUCAAACUUUUUACUUCUUUUACCUUACACAAAACAGAUCACAGGUGACAUUUUGUAUUUGAUUGGCUGGAAGAGUGAUGCGAAUUUUUUAGACCAAUCACAGAGCGUAGGAGGGCAGUUUUCAACCGAGUGUCGAAAGCAACCCAGGAUUACGUUGGGUUUGUUCUAGUUGGCUCUAGAAAAUUCGCGCCAUAUUCUCAACUAAUCCGAUGCAAUCGCGACUCGGUCUCUCUCUUUUUCCCGCGUUUUAAGUAGUUUGUCUGUUUUUGCUUUGGGUUCUCAUUGUUGUUUUAAACAUUUACUCUGUUUAGCCGUAGCAAUAUAAAAAAAAACCCCGCUCCAUUCUAAAAACAGUGGAUUACUCUCGACUCUCGAAAAUGAAAAUUAUUGUUUAUCCUCCCCUGUUUGCAGCAAUCUUUGUACCGCUCGACCCACGUGGACGAAAAUGACGUACAGACGAUCUCACACAAAUGUGAAGUGCUCACUCCUGAAGAAUUCAAAAGACGUUCUCAGAGCCUUGAUACGCCCGGUACCAGGACAUCUCUGACAGAUCGCGUGUUCUGCUGUAUCGGCAGCUACGAUCCUAACACCGAGACAUUGCAGGCGGAACUGUGAUGUACUGUUGUAGAAUCCAGUGUGACGUUAGCCUAAGACUGUGAUGUCUGGAGUGUAGCGGGAUGCGGAAUGCGGAAUGCGUUGUGUUUUCCACGCGAUGUUAUCUUUCGUUGCGUUCAGAAUGAAAUUCUCAUGCUGCGAUCGGUUGUUAUUCUGGUUGCUGUUGGCCAAUCAGAGGCGCUCCCAAUUCUCAAGAGGUAAAAGACCACGAAGCGCCAAAGCAAAUUGUCUUAGUUGAUGGAAAAAUAGUCAGUAAAGUUAAUGAACAAAUCAUCACUUCUCUAUCCAAGUGGUGGUAGUUAUUCUGUCUUUGGUAGGGCCAUCGUUUCCACUAGGUUAAAACAUUCAAAUGAAGACUAGAGAAUGAACAGUUGUUACUGACAAUAGAUAUUGGAUCUGCAUCAAAAUCGUACAUCUCAAGCGAGGAGAAGAAGAAAGUGUGAUAAUUGCCUCGUUUACCCUUUUUAAACUUACCCUCUCAUUACAGACUUAAACGACGACACUGGUGAAUGUUCAUCAGUCCAAAGUGGUGUUUUAUUUCCUUGUGGUAAUCACGUUGAGAGAUAUUUCUUGUUUACGCUAUGACGGAACGAUAAAAGCACAGCUCAUAACGUCCUUAAUUUAAUCCUCCAUCGCCUUUAAACCGGGCAAUCCUCCAGCCUUAAAACUUAAAGCGAAGUGCAUAAAUUGUUUGCGAAGAAAUCGCACGUGUUUCCUCGCGUGGGAUUCUUAGAGAAGUACACGAAAUUCGUGUUUUGCGUCAUUUCGCUUGAAGCGAUUUUAUCUUGUGUUCACGCUGUCAUCUUAAUUCAUAUUAGCUCCUAAUCUUGCUUAUUUCCGAUACGUACUCAAACGCAGACGAAAUGACUAGAAUUCUCCUCUCUUCUAAUGGAGAUUUAAAUUCAUAUUGUGUGCAAAAAAAUAACUAAAAUAUUUUUUUAUAAGGAAAGUGUGGAGCUAGCAGCCAGCCGGCUGGUAAUGUUGAAUUUGUAAUGUAGGUUAACUGUAAGAAAAGAGUUCAUGUUUGUAAAUAUGUGUACAGUCCACUUCUUAAAGUAUGCUUUUGUAACAUAACUCCCAUGCUCGUACGGCCAAAUCUCUCGUUUAUAUUAUAUAGAGAAAAUAUAAUGAAUAUUUAGUUUUAGAAUGAAAAAUAAAGUUUUAGAUUUUCU
Molecule: messenger RNA, 31004 nt
Organism: Pocillopora meandrina
Lineage: Eukaryota; Metazoa; Cnidaria; Anthozoa; Scleractinia; Pocilloporidae
Source: the annotation of a GenBank genome assembly